Molecule: messenger RNA, 297 nt
Organism: Adineta ricciae
Lineage: Eukaryota; Metazoa; Rotifera; Eurotatoria; Adinetida; Adinetidae
Source: the annotation of a GenBank genome assembly
AUGGCUUCCCGUCCUAAUCGUGCCUGUUCAGCAUGUAUAAGAUUAGCAUGGAUUGAUGUAUCUCAAGUCGAACAAUUUCAACGAGUGUUUGAUCCACCUGCAAUUGAUAUAUGCUAUAAAUGCCGGCAAUGGCCGAACUCCAAAAGUCUUCUUCAAACUGCAACGACAAAGCAAGAAAGAAAACAAGCAUUUGGCGAAUGUCUUUUCGCAAUAAUUCAACAGUUGUCAGAUGGCAACGAAAAUGACAAAGGCAAAAUAACAGGGAUGCUACUCGAAUUGGGCGAUGAUGAACUUUAA